This is a messenger RNA of Trypanosoma conorhini, 3033 nucleotides long. RefSeq lists its product as uncharacterized. The transcript has a single exon. Bases 1 to 3033 code for a protein of 1010 amino acids. Gene Ontology annotation, cellular component: cytosol; nuclear envelope. The record is from RefSeq and is a predicted model, not a curated record. Gene Ontology annotation, biological process: protein import into nucleus. Lineage: Eukaryota; Euglenozoa; Kinetoplastea; Trypanosomatida; Trypanosomatidae.
AUGGCCGAGGUGGAAGAGUUAACGAAGCUUUUGCAACAUGCUCUUAGUUCAGAAAACUCUAUAAGACUUCAAGCGGAAGAGGAAAUUGAUCGCCUUUCCUCCUGCGGGGGAUUUUUGCCACACCUGGCUCACUAUGCCUGUUUGAAUUUGGGGAGUAUUCCCCGAAGUCAUCGUCUCUUGGCUCUGAGUAUUUUAAAGCAAAAGUUCCGUGUUGUUGCAAUAGAAGAAUGUGUUGAUGUGAAUAACAUCCUUUUGAAUCUGCUCUCUGUGGAAGAGGAUCGCCCUGUAGCAAAUCUUUCUGCGGCUGUUAUAAGUCUAAUUAUAUUAAGAAUGGAAUCCAUGGGCAAAACAGAGCAGGUGCUGGUUUCAGAAUCUAUGCAUUUCUUCAUGAAGUCUCUGCACGAUUCAUUUGGUACGGUCGAUUCAGCUCGACUGGAAUUAAACGCUAUGCUACUGGUUUCCGAGCUGCUACACCAUCUUUAUCCUGACUCUUUCACUCGUAACGAGCUUUUGCAACUUGUACCAUGUUUUUUUCGACGUGCCAUUUCUGAUACUCCGAACGAGACCACUUGUAUGGCCGUCAAUGUAUUGAGAGAACUUAUUCUUCCUGUAGUAUCAAUACGAAAAUUUCAACUGCUUGGAUUCAUAAAGGAAACAUGGGAUAGUUUUUUCCCGGCCUUGGCAGCUGCUUUACUGACACCGAUCCUUCCAUUAUUUGAGGAAGAAUAUGCUAUUCGAAACCGACAGACAUUGGAGAUUAUGACACUCGUCGAUGGCAUGUUGCGUCUUGCCAAAUGGACAAGGCAAGGAAUUACAGCCAAUUUUUUUUGCGGUUUACUGACACGGAUUGAAGCGGAUAACGGUGUCUACUUGGAAGGCUUGGAAAGCAUGGAUAGUGGCGACGAUGCACGUCUUGUUAUCCAACAAAUUGUGGCGAAACGUUGGGAGUUGUUGGGAUUUAUGGCGCAGGUGAAGAGUCUGAGCAGUGUUGUAGCCAACGUCAUGGCCAACAGUCUAUCAUCGCUCCUGGGUCUCGUUUUGUCGCACACAACCUUAAGUGAUAUAGAGGCUGGGGAAUUGCUUAGUGAGGCAAAUGCCUUUCUUCGUCAGGAGGAAGAGCAUGAGGAGGAAGUGGUAUGGAAUGUUCGUGAUACGGCAGCAGAUUUUUGUAGGAUAUGUGUGUCGGUUCUUGGAGAGGGGGGACAUGUUCUGGGGUUUCUUCUUGCCUCUCUGAGUUCUACCGAAGGGUCAUGGAAGCGGAGGGAAAGCAUAUUAUUUGUACUGGAGGUUCUCUUGCGACGAUGCCCCAACGCGAUCCUUGCUGCAGGUGUGGAUUGUCUCUCUCAACUUCUGCAAAUACUAAUUAAAGACGAUGUACACGGUCCGGCGCUACUAUCAACUCGAGCUUUGUCAUUGCUGAGUAUAUUAUUGACUUUGAUGAAACGAGGCGGGGCAGAUGUGGAGCCCCUUUGUGCCUCGCUUCUUCCCAAGGCAGUAAUUUCCUUAUCAAGCCCUGCCCCCUUACUCUGUGCCGCAUCAUGCAGAUUUUUUCAUUACAUUCUUCCGUUGGCUGCAAAGGACGAUGUUGUAAACCUUUUUUCCACUGGACAGGACGCACUCUUUUCGCUGCUGGUAAAUGAAACCACUUCGGGCGAAUUGUUAUACAUAUGCCUUGAGAUCUACACGGAAUGGGUUUCUCAAUGUCAACGUAAGCGAAGAGGUGUUGCCUCUCCAGAAUCUUACAACAACCUGUUUCGUUGCUGGAGAAAUCAUAUUCAAGAUCCAAAUAUGGGAGAGUUGGUUGUAUCGCUUUUUGCCGAAUUGAUUACAGAUUCCGGCGGGGAUGAGUUUCUUACAGGUCACUUCUCCUGGUUAGCGGACGUCCUGAGCAGUCCGUGUGGUGUGGCAGAGUAUUGUGUUAUACCUUUCGUUGUCCAAAUACUGACGUGCAUUUUCGCGCAGGGAUCGGAUGAGGUUGCGGUGAAGGCGGCUGACGCCUUGCUUGGUUCCCUUUGUGGACUGUUACUUGCAACGGAGGAGUCUUCCAUCAUAUCCUCUGCCUCGGGUUGCCUUGCUGCUCUAUUGCGGCGAUGUCCACACGUGGGAGCAAUGACGGUUCUUGUGCCCAACUCUUUGAUGAAGAGGUCAUUCCCGGAUUUGGACGUGGGACAGUCAGCUGCUGGUGGUUGUGCUGGAAUGGCUGCCUUGCAAGGGGGGGAGCUCCAACCGUAUCCAUUUUCUUCCGUACUUGUCACGGUUGUUAUGGCCAUGCUGAGGGAAGAGGUAAGAGAAGCUUCAUUGAUGAAUUCUGGGAAGGUUUUGGUUGUCAUUGCUCAGAAUACGAGUGCAUUUCAAGAGGAUGAGAUUGAGCGGAUGAUUACAAUCAUUCUGCGUCGUCUGAUGACAGUUUGCACCGAUACGGUGACUCAGGAACUUGUGGCUCCUCUAGCUGUAUUAAUGAAACUUCAUUUGCAUGCGUUCAUGAAUGUUUUGUGGUCAUCCGGUCUUCUUCUUGACACCUUUUCCGUAUGGCUGCCAAAGAUGAGUCUCUUUAUUGGGAAAGAAGUUCUUUUUGCCUCUUGCGAUGCGUUGCUAGAUCUCUUGCUGCAGUGGCCCCUGGAUGAGAGACUCUGUGACCAACAAAUGACAUGGGUUGAGGGGAAGCGAAGGAAGGCCAACUUGCCACUGCAGGUGGCGGUUUUCGUUGCCGUUGGGAAAGGCGUGCUGAAUCUCGCCACGCAGGCCUCUCUGAGCAACGACGAGGACGAGGAAGGCGACGCGAUGGCGGAAGAAGCCGAGGAGGAGGAGGAGGAAGAAGAGGAAGAAGCGGAGGCGGGGGAAGGGGAGGAAGCAGGGGAAGGCGCGGUGGCAGGGAAGGUUUGCAGGGGCGAGGUGUCACGCGACUUGCGACACCUUCUACAAAAAGUGUCACCCUUGGUGCUGAGGUACGGGCCUGGCGCUGCCGGCUGUUUCUCGCGCUCGGAGCUAAAGGAGUUGUCGGAUCUGCUGAACGCCGUCAAGGCAUCGUCGUGA